Messenger RNA from Carya illinoinensis, 4644 nucleotides. RefSeq names its product nuclear pore complex protein NUP1-like. Bases 121 to 4224 code for a protein of 1367 amino acids. The transcript has 9 exons. The record is from RefSeq and is a predicted model, not a curated record. NCBI's taxonomy places the organism in Eukaryota, Viridiplantae, Streptophyta, Magnoliopsida, Fagales, Juglandaceae. Gene Ontology annotation, cellular component: nuclear envelope. Gene Ontology annotation, biological process: poly(A)+ mRNA export from nucleus; nuclear membrane organization.
GGGGCAAUACCGCUUUCCCCUCUCUCUCUCUCUCUCCCUCUCUCUCUCUCUCCUUCCUUUCCUAAAUUCCAAACCCUAGUUCUCUCUCUCUCUCUCUCUCUCUCUCUCCCUCUCUCUCGUAUGGAGACGACGCGCGAAGGUAAUCCUUACGACGUCGUUUCGGAAGAAGGAUUGGGUACGGGCGGCAAGUUUCGGAAGCGGCCAUUCCGGAGGACCACCCAUACAACGCCGUACGACCGACCGCCUACGGCCCUGAGGAAUCCCAGCAUCGUCGGCACCGCCAACAACAACAGCAAUGGUUGGCUCUCGCGGCUCGUCGAUCCAGCUCAGCGGCUCAUCGCCUCCAGCGCUCACCGCAUCUUCUCCUCCGUCUUCCGCAAGCGCCUCACUCAGCCGCCGCCCCCACUUCAGCAGCCGCAGACUCAGCCUUCCACUUCAGAAUCGAAGCAGGAAGUUAGGGAUAAUCACCAGGAUGCAAGGGAUCAGCACCAUGAAGCAGUUGUCAUAGAUUCUGCUGGUAUGCAACAAAAAGCCACUGAUCGUGGUGACAAGCCAAGUAGUAGUUCUGACAGAGGCGGCUUGACUGAGCUUGAGCAAAUUUUAAAGCAGAAGACCUUUACCAGGUCUGAGAUUGAUCGUUUGACAGCCUUGUUGCAUUCAAAAACUGAUGAUGUACCUAUUGGGCAUGAAGAGAAAAAGUCUGAAGUGAUUCCACCAGAGCCAGCGGUCUCUCAUGAAAGAAAGGAGGAAUUUCCAAUAACUCAAGCAUUUGAAAAUACGAUUGGGAGCAGCCUCAUUUCAACCCCUGUCAUUAGUUCAAGAGUCCUUGAUGAGGAUGUUGCUUCACCUGCAGAGCUUGCAAAAGCUUACAUGGGCAGUAGGCCUUCAAAAGUAUCACCAUCAAUGCUUGGUAUUCGCAAUCAAGCAUAUGGGGAAGAGUCCACUAUGAUAAGCAGUCAACCUUUUCCACCAAAAUCGUCCAUUAUGCCACUUGUGCCCCGGUCUCCUGGUAAUGCUGGGUACCCUGAAAAUGGUUUUACAACACCUAGAUCUCGAGGGAAAUCCGCAAUAUACAGCAUGGGUCGAACUCCAUAUUCCAGAGUUGAUCCAACCUCUACCCACAAGGGUUUCAGGCCCAUUGUUGCUUACGAUGGGCUUUCAUCAUCAUCUCCAGCUGCGGCUGCAUGGGAGCAGAAUAAACUUUAUGGCUCUAGACAAGGGGCUUUGAAACGCAGAAGUUCAGUCUUGUACAAUGAUAUAGGACCUGUUGGUCCUAUACGCAGAAUCCGUCAUAAACCCAGUCUUUUAUCUUCAAGAGGCUUGAGUUUGCCAGUUUCUGAUAGUGGAGUCGUUCCUGGUGCUGCUCAAUAUCCUUCAUCUUCAACGCAGAAGCCACUUUUAUUGGAAAAAUCUAAGGAGAACUCAACAAAGAUGUCGAUAGAAAAUGGAGAUAACAGUGUGCCAGGUACAAGUUUUACCUCUGUUCCAACCAAGUCCAGUGAGAUGGCUUCAAAAAUAUUGCAGCAACUUGAAAAGUUGGUUUCACCAAAAGAGAAAUCAUCUUACCUCAAGGUAGCUUCUGUGAGGGACAGCUCACCCACUAAGUUGUCGCCAUCUAUGUUGCACGGAAGAGCUCUCAGAAGCCUGGAGACUGUAGAAUCACCUAAAUUUCUGGAGAAUGUACGAGAUAAUAGAAAAAUGGAUAUAUCACUUGACACCUCGUUACCUGAUGCUCUAGACACCACUUCUCAAAGGCAAAACAAAGAUGAAAAUGUCCUGUUGAAGCUUGUUGCUCCUUGUGACAGAUCUGUCUCUGUAGUGAACUGCAUAGAUUAUAAAUCUCCAAACAAGGACACCUUGCCCAGUGUCAAGACUACAAAUUCUGCCGUGAUGAACUUUGUCACCCUUCCUCCGCAAAAGAAACAGGCUUUUCAGAUGAGUGCACAUGAGGAUUAUUUUGAGCUGGAUGACGACUCUCCUGAUGGGGCAGCACUUGUCCCUUUGGUUAAAGAGAGAGAAAAGGUUGAUUUCUCUGUGGUGGGGAGUAAGAUUCAUGAUGCAAAAGCUGUAACACUGGAGAAGCCCCCAUCUCUGAUGGGAUUUAAGCCCCCUUCAAGUUCUGAAUUGAACCAAACAAAUGAUUUGGUAUCUUCUGAUGGACCUGUAGUUGCUGAAAAGAGUACCGGCUUUGCCUUUCCAAAGGCCACUUUUACUAACACGGCUGUCCAACCUUCUUUGUUAGUGACACAGCCAACCUUGACGUCUGAUAAAUCUGUGUCACCAGUGCAAUUAAAUGUUGCACCUCCUAUGUAUGACUUGGAAGAUAAAGUUGCUUCAUCCAAGGAACCAAAUGCUACGUCCCGAGUUGCUAGCUUUUUAUCUGUUUCAAGUGCUGACAAUGUUCCAAAGUUCGUAUUUGAUUCCUCGUCUUCAGCUAGUGAAUCUUCCAGUCUCAAAUUUGGUGUUUGUUCUGGUAAAAAACCAGAAAUCUCAGACAGCUUUUUAACUGUUGGUGCAACCAAUUCUGUACCAAAAGUACCUGAAUUGGAUAAAGCUGAUAAUAAGAAUAAUUCAGAUGCUGGAGUCACUUCUAGGACAGCAGAAAUUGCACUGCCAUCUUCUGCAUCAUCACCAAUGGCUACUUUUAGUAUUGGUGCCAAUGUCACUGCCAAUAAUUCUUCCUUAAAUAAUGGGUCUCUUGCCUCAAGCCCUUCUUCAUUUUCUUCCCCCGUUCCACCUCUUGUUUUUAAUAAUGUUUUCAGUCAGAAUUCAUCCAAUAGCUCUACACUCACUGUUACUUCCACCAGCAGCGGCAACAGCAGCGCCACAACCCCCGCUGCUGCCUUAACAUCCAUUAAUGGCAGUGUUAGUCUUUCUACCUUGGCUGUAGCAGCACCUUCAUUCUCGGCAACUCCUAUUUUUAAUUUCGGAUCCACUGGCCCAUUAACUUCAGUGUCACCAGUAACAGAUACUUCUGGAGUAGAAUCAGAAGCAGCCAAGACGAGGCCAGAGACCAGCUUUGGCAAUCUCAAGAGCUCUCCCUUUGCUGGCACGUCUGGUGCAAAUGCCAGUUCAGGGAGUAGCAUUUUUUCUUUUGGUCCUGCAGCCACUACUUCAACAGCUAAUAAUCAAUCAGGUUCUUCUGUUUUUGGCACUGGCAAUGAAUCUGUGCAAAGUGCAAAGGCAUCAUUUGCUGGGACAGGGGUUUCAUCUCUUACCAACAGCAUGCCGGUGCAAUGCAGUUCAUCUGCACCUUCGUUUGGAUUGGCUGGGAAUACAGCUUUCUCUUCUGGUAGUUCCCUGUUUUCUGCUUCUACUACUGCUAAACUUUUCAGUUCAGGUUCUGCUUCCUCUCCUGAGGCAAGCUCCAGUAGUGCCAUGGAUGGUUCUGCUUCAAGCUUGUUUAGUUCCAGUUGGCCAGCUACAAAGCCUCCUAUUUUUGGCUCAGCAAUUAACUCUAUAUCCACCUCAGCUGGUUCGUCCUUCUCAGCAUCUACAGCUUCUGUUGCUGCAAUUACAACCCCCUCAACUGGCUUUUCCUUCUCAGCAUCUACAGCUUCUGUUCCUGCAACUACGUUACCCUCAUCUGUGUUUUCCUUCCCAGCAUCUAAAGCUUCUGUUCCUGCUACUACGUUACCCUCGACUGGGUUUUCCUUCCCAGCAUCUACAGCUUCUGUUCCUGCUACUAUAUCACCCUCGACUGGGUUUUCAUUUGCAGCAUCUACUGCAUUUGCGGCAUCUACACCUUCUACUUCUGUUACUGGCAUUGCACCUGUUGUAUUUGGAUCGUCUAUUGGUGCAUCAUCUGGACCCACUUUCUCAUUCACUCCGGCUAUGGCUGCUCCCUCAUCACAGCCUGUCUUUGGUAACCCUAAUUCAGGCUUCACAUUUAAUUCAGCUUCCUCAGGAAAUAAUGAUCAAAUGAAUAUGGAGGACAGCAUGGCGGAGGAUACCUUUCAAGCACCCACGCCUACAGUUCCAGUAUUUGGUCAACCUCUUGUCUCACCUCCUCAAUCCAACUUUGUGUUUGGUUCAACAACUCCAUCAGCACCCAAUAAUCCAUUUCAAUUUGGGGCCCAACAGAGUUCAGCCACCUCACAGAACCAGCCUCCAUUUCAAGCUACAAAUAGUUUAGGAGGAAGCUUCUCAGUGGGUGCUGGUGGCGGGGACAAGUCUGGUCGAAAAAUUAUCAAAGUUAAUCGCAACAAGACUCGGAAGAAGUAAACGCAGGGACCAUUACAGUCGACCGGUAUCCUUUUCAGGGGCUACAGUUGCAACUGAUGGGCCAAUAAUUAUAAUGGUAAAAGGUCAACAGCUAGAGAGAGAGUGGUGUUUCUGUUGGUCACCUGGAUUUGAUUAUUGCUGGCAAAGAUAAAUGAGCCUGGUAAGUUGCAAAAUCUGAUGAUGCUCUCUGCCCGCACACAAUUGUUCUUGUAUGCAUGGUUGCGAUGCAAUCAUUAAGAAUUCACAAUUUUGUAUCGUUUCUAGUAAAUCUGAGAAGAUUUGUGCUGUACUAGUUUAAGUCUUCCAUAGGUUUUUGAGGUUGGCAACUAUGCCUUUGAUGGUGAUAUGUGUACUCAUAUAUUUGUAACAUAAAUGGAGAAGGGCUUGGAUCUGUUUUAAGGAAACAGAUCGCUCUCAAUA